Cladocopium goreaui is the source of this 581-nucleotide messenger RNA. Lineage: Eukaryota; Dinophyceae; Suessiales; Symbiodiniaceae. The record is from the annotation of a GenBank genome assembly.
AUGCGCUCGCAAGCCGAUUUAGCAGUGACUGAGUUAGUCACUGCUAGUCCACUUCAACGCCAGGCAUUGGUGGUUGCGCUGCAGCGAUUGCGCCGCUUGUCUCAGCGCUACAAUGUGCUACAACUCUGCGUUAUACGCUCCACCGUGCUGGCGCAGAUGUCACGGUCUAUGAGGCGGUCGCUGUGGGUGCCUUUGCUGCAAAGCGAUGCCAUUUUCACCAGUGCAGUGGAGUAUUUUACGCCAGAGGGCUUCUUCAUCGCAUCAGAAGCUGUGGGGCUGAAGGCAGGCUCGGCUCACCCACAACUGUCAGCACAUCGAGCAAAGUUCCACAGCACCUUGGUGGCCGAGUGCUGUCGACUGCUGGGUGAGGACAAAGUGAUCCUCAACAGUCGCUUUGUGCAGCUGGAGAGGCAUGAGGACCAUGUGGUUCUGCACUUCGAGAACAGCACCACGAAAAAUCCGAUGGCACCAGUCACGUGCCACUUCGUCGUGGGCGCUGAUGGCCUUAAGAGCCGCCUCCGUGGCGCCUUGUUGGGCGAUGGAGAUCCAAGGCCAUGGCCGCCAUGGAAUUCAUCAAUUGA